Messenger RNA from Durio zibethinus, 1770 nucleotides. Lineage: Eukaryota; Viridiplantae; Streptophyta; Magnoliopsida; Malvales; Malvaceae. The record is from RefSeq and is a predicted model, not a curated record.
GCAAAAGAUGAGCAAAUCCGACUGCUCCAAACUUCACAUAGCCUUGUUUCCAUGGUUUGCCUUCGGCCAUUUCAUCCCCUACAUCCAUCUCUCAAACAAGCUUGCUCAGAAAGGUCACAAAGUUUCUUUCCUUUUGCCUAAAGGAAUACAGCCAAAGUUGGAACAUCUUAACCAGUACCCACACCUGAUUCGAUUCUUUCCUCUUGUUCUUUCCCAUGUAGAUGGCCUCCCUCCAGGGGCUGAAUCUACAUCUAAUGUGCCUCUGGAACUGCAAAAGUACCUUGCUAUUGCCUUGGAUCAAACCCGAGAUCAAGUUGAAGCCGUCUUAAAGGUUACAAAACCUGAUAUGGUUUUCUGUGAUUUCGGGCACUGGAUUCCAGCCUUGGCUCGCCAAAUUGGGAUUAAGUCCAUAUGCUAUGAAGUGGUUUCCUCAAUGCCCUGCGGCCUAGCCGGCAGGAAAAUAGCAAAGGAAAUGAGUGUAGAUGAGUUGAUACAAUUACCUCCUGGAUAUCCUUCUUCCAAAGUGAGAAUCAAAGCUGAAGAGGUUGCUGCACUAUUGUUUAUUGCUGAAGAUUUCGGAAUUGGGUUGUCAUUUCAGGAUCGUAUAAGAACUUGCGUGAAAGAAAGGGAUGCCAUAGCCUUCAGGACUUACCGUGAAAUUGAGGGGCCAUUUUGUGAUUAUGUUGCUCAAAGAUUUGGUAAGUCAGUUUUGCUGUCAGGGCCUUGCUUGCCUGAAACACAGACCCAGCAGCUUGAAGAUAAAUGGGCUAAUUGGCUAAACAAGUUUGAGCCAAGUUCUGUCGUAUUCUGCUCAUUUGGAAGCCAGAGUAUGUUAGAAAAGGAUGAGUUCCAAGAAUUGCUUCUAGGGUUUGAGCUAUCUGGGCUACCUUUUCUUGUAGCUUUGAAACCACCACAAGGGUGCUUAACGAUCGAAGAGGCGUUGCCUGAGGGGUUUCAGGAGAGGGUUCGAGGAAGAGGCUUGGUGCAUGGUGGUUGGGUUCCUCAAGAGCUGCUACUAAGGCACCCAUCCAUUGGGUGUUUCGUGAAUCACUGUGGUUAUGGAACAAUGUGGGAGUUUUUGUUCAGUGACUGUCAAAUUGUGUUGAUUCCUGAAAUCCCAGAUCAAAUUCUCAACACCAGAUUGAUGGUAGAAGAACUCAGGAUUGCGGUUGAAGUAGAGAGAGGAAAAAACAGGCAGAUUCCGAAGGAAUCCUUGAGUAAAGCCAUCAAGUUGGUGAUGGACAAGGACAAUGAAAUGGCUAGCCUCUUGAAGAGAAACCAUGCCAAGCUGAAGCAACUACUUUCUAACAGAGAUCUUCAAGAAGAAUAUAUCAACAAUUUCAUCCGAGAUUUGCAAAAUCUUCUCAAAUAGAAUGUUAAUUUCCCCAAGUCUUAAAUCUUAUAGGACUUUAAUAAAGGCAAGAUUAUAAUAAAGUAAAGGUCCUUUGAGACUGAUCUUGAAUUAUGUAAGUGAUGUUGAAUAUGGAUCAUGGGGUUUGCUUUAAAUUCUUUUUCCUCCAUCUUCAAGUGGUGUUCUUCCUUCCAUAAUGUUGUAUCGCUUAGCUUCAAAAUGAAAAUUUGUUGUAUUUGGUUGCUUUAGGAUAAAUAGUCUGAUAUUACUUCAAAAUAUGUAUUAAUUUCUAAAUUAUUUAACAGUGGUAGGUGAUAAGGAAUGAUUUAUAUCCACUCAAUGAUUCUAUUAUUUUCCAUGCUAAUAUCUCCUCCAGCUCUUUUAUAAAAAAUAAAUAAAUAAAUCUCUUGCAAGUCGAA